UUUAUAUAUCCAGUUUAUAUUAUGAUGAAAUCGUUUAUGUUUUCCUUAUCCAUAACCAAAAUUCAAUUCCAAGAUUUGUAUAACUUUCAUUUCGUGUCAAUUGAGUAACGUAAAUCUGUUUCGUAAGUUUUUCUUCUGUUAAUUCGUUUUUAAAAAAUCAGCUCAUCUUAACGGUUAAUGAUAUCACAUAAUGAUCUUCUUUCUUGAUCGAACCAUAAUUACUAUUUAUAUUCAUCGAUUCGACCAUAUCAUGAUUUGAAGCUGUAGUAUGAUUUUUUUUUUUGAAGAAAUUUUUUGGAGAAAUUAAAAUUCACGUAUGAUUAUUUUAAGUUUGAACAGAGGAUUAAAAAGGGGUGGUUGGAAUAGCUGGACCUCUGUACGAGACAGUCUGUAAAUUUGGGUUUAGUCAAUUUUCCUCUGAUUCAUACAGAUCAUUUUGUGCAACGUAAUUCACGCGCUCAUUUUAUGAUUAUUUUAAUUUAUGUCAAUUUUUGGGCCUAGAAAGGCCUAGGGAUUUUUGGGCCUGAUUAGCUUCAAUGUACAAUGGGGGCAGUUUCACUUCUCUGAGAACCAGCCAGUGCAUGCAAGUCAGAUGUAAAUUCUAACAUCAUAUCGAUUCGUUUUAUUGUACUUAUAUGGAUAAAAUUUGUUCUGACUUUAUACAGUUGAGUUUUAACUUUUUUAUGUUAUAAGAACGUAAGGGGAAGAUAGAAAAAAAAUAUUUCCAUGGGUCAUUCUUAUAUGAUGUAUUGUAAUUGAAUUGCAGAUUAUAUUGUUAACUACAAGGUUGAGGAUUUCCAAUUAAAGUUUCAAUUUCAACCAGAGUAGUAGCUAAAUGGCUACUUCCUUGGUUCACUCCAACAAAAUCAUGAAAAGGCUAGAAUCAAAGAAGUCCCAUUCCUGGUGGUGGGAUAGCCACAUUAAUUCUAAAAAUUCUAAAUGGCUCUUUGAGAAUCUUGAAGAGAUGGACAAGAGUGUGAAACGGAUGUUGAAGCUUAUUGAGGAAGAUGGUGAUUCAUUUGCAAAGAAAGCUGAGAUGUAUUACCAAAAGCGGCCAGAAUUAGUUUCUCAUGUUGAGGAGUUCUAUCGCAUGUACCGAUCACUAGCUGAACGUUAUGAUCAUGUGACAGGAGAAUUGAAGAAGAACAUUCCCUCUGAUCUCCAAUCCCAGAGCUCUACAAUGUCUGAUAAUGGCACUGACCUGACUGCUGCCUGGCCCUCUCCUGAUUUAAAGGUAGGACGCCGAAAAUCUACUACACGAGCAGCUGGUUUUGAUUUCUUUCUUGGUUCGGGUGGAAACUCUGAUAAUUACCAGAGAGAAGGAGAUGAAUCAUCUACUUUGACAGAUUCUGAAGCAGAAUCUGAUGAUUCCUCGGUCAACAAUUAUUCUGGACUUUUUGGAAAUGUUGCUGGUGGUGAUCAAGUGCUUCAAAGAAGGAUAUUCGAGCUGGAAAAUGAGCUUCGCGAAGUGAAACUGAAGCUCCGGCUCCAAGAGGAAGACAACGCAGAUAGCAGCAGCUCAUCAAGGGGAUAUAAAAGUGAGUACUCUGAAGAUUCAUAUGCUAGAAUUGCUGGAUACGAGCAAGAGUUGAGGUUUGCAAAUGAGAAAAUACAUAACUCAGAAGAAGAGAUUUCUAGAUUGAAGAUUGAACUCCAAAAGUGCAUGUCAUCUGAGAUUGAUUUAUCUUUGCCCGAAUCAUCAGAACAGAAAGAGGUUGAAACACGUGAGAUGGAGUUAGAGGAACAAGAAGAAUUGAUGUGUGAAGAAAAUAGUGGUUUGGAAGAAGAUGUUAGCUCAGACAGCAAGAUUCAGGCUUUGGAGAAAGAGCUGAGAAUCACAAAAAGCAAGCUUCAAGUUUCAGAGAAUGAAAUCACUAGUUUGAGAUAUGAACUUGAAAGAAAUAAAUCAUCUGAAAAGAUUUUGCAGAAUCAGCUUCAACUGGCCCAGAAAGAUAUCGCUACAUUGAAAUCCACACUCAGCGUUGAAAAAAGAGAGGUUUUGAAGCUGAAGGAAAGAGUUUCGAGGCUAAAGAGUAGUUUGUCCGACCGUGAUCAUGAGGCUAGGGAUUUGAAACAAGCAGUGUCCGAUGCUGAGCAGAAGAUUUUUCCUGAAAAAGCACAAGUGAAGGCCGAAAUAUCUAAAUUGCUUGAGGAACGUGUUCGAUUUGAACAACAGCUUAAGGAUAUAGAAAAUCAAGGACGGUGUUUAGAGGAGGAGAUUAGAAAGAUCAAGGCCGAGAAGUCAGAAAUGGAGGAGAGACUAAAUGGUGUAAUUGAGAAGCUGAAGGCAGAAAUGUUAGAGAGAGAUAACACCAUUAAAACUAUGAAUAAGAGCAUUGAUUCUCUGAAAGUUGAAACUGAUGAUUUAAAUUCAAGAGUUUUGACACUUAAAGCAGAUGUUAGCUCUAGAGAUGAUCAGGUAGAUCAAUUGAACAAACAAUUGGUCGAAUCACAGAACGAGCGAAGAGAGCUGAUUGCCGAAGCUGAAGCAGUACAGAAACUAGUAAAGGAGCUGAAUUCAAGAACUCAGGAACUAGAAGAUGAAGUUGAGAGGCAAAGGGUGGUAAUUUCAGAAGGAGCAGAAGAAAAAAGAGAGGCCAUAAGGCAGCUAUGCUUCUGUAUCGAACAUUACAGGAAUGGAUACGAAAGGCUUCGGGAGGCUUUUGGAGGACACAAGCGAGUCGGUGUUUUGGCAUCGUAAAUCAUUUGUACAAUAUAGUUUUUGAGAGUGCUUACCUAGCUAUCGGGUUGAGCUUUAUGACAGACAGUCUCGUUUGUGCCAAUAUAAACGUUUGGUUUCUUUUACUUAAAGCAUAUGUCAAUAUAGUAUGCAAGAUGUAAAAGUACCCCCCUUCUUGGGGACCAUUUGAUUUUGAGUCUGAGAAAGUGUAGAACAAAGAUAGGAAAAGCUUGUGUAAUUUAUUCAGUUAAAUUGUUAAUGCCUUAAUCCUGGCCUAAAUGUAAAAGUUUGAUUAGCUGCA
Messenger RNA from Cannabis sativa, 2981 nucleotides. Its product is annotated as protein NETWORKED 4A. Lineage: Eukaryota; Viridiplantae; Streptophyta; Magnoliopsida; Rosales; Cannabaceae. Gene Ontology annotation, molecular function: actin binding. The transcript has 3 exons. Gene Ontology annotation, cellular component: vacuolar membrane. Bases 836 to 2701 code for a protein of 621 amino acids. The record is from RefSeq and is a predicted model, not a curated record.